CACUAUAGUCCUCUAGGUGGCGCAAGUUGUCUUUAAAUCUAUUGAUAACCGAAGAAAAAACAAUCCGGCUGCCAAUUUACGUGAACAUCGAAUUUCCUGUCAUUUAACAAAUUACAGAUGUUUAUCAAAAUGUCAUUGUUUCUCUUGAGGAUCAGUCUUUUGAAAAAAUUACACGUUGGUAAGUAGUUUUACAAAUGUUUAUGUUAACUCACUGACAGCAUGAGCUAAAAGAACGAAUUGUUGCUGCUGUUAUUAUCCAUUUUCUGUGACUUUUUCUCUGCCAAACUUUCGUUUUAAAGCCAUCAAGAUGUCCCGGUAUGUCACUAGGACUCAAGGGGAAUUAGCGGGCUGGCGUGAGCGCGCCGAGCUAAGCCCAGGGGGUGUCGGGAGCGCGUGCGGAUUGUCCUCCAUCUCGGGCCCACGCCAGUGCGCACCUCGCGCUUCUUCUUCUUAUCAUCAUCAUCACAAUUAUCUUCCAUAUCCACGCUGCAGCCAUCUGAUCGUCCACGAGCACUAAGGGAUGAAACGAAAAAGGCCGCAUGUCCCUCGUCACAGCAAUGAGUGAGUCGUCGUCCGUUCACUCUGCAAAGCUCGUCUCGUUGGCCCGCUCGUUGACCGGACUUGGCCUCGACGCCACCAACGGGGGCCCCCCCACAGUCGGCCUGCCUGACAACGACGAGCCUGCUCCUUCGGAGUCCGGCAUCGACCUCGGUCCAGGGCUCUUUUUCGCUGACGGCAAGAGGAAGGUGGAUUAUGUGCUGUGCUACAAAUCCAAAAAAAGGCGGGCAUUCAAAGGACGCCUCUCCAUCUCGUCCAACGGCAGCAUUCCCAUCCCCAUUCCGGGUUUAUGGGAAAUGGACCCCGACUCCGGAGAGGCGGGAGGACCUGCUCCGGGAGACGUAGAGGACUCCAAGCUGACCGAGGAGGAGAAGGCUCUUAUGAGGGAUGAGUUUGAAACCGGGCUCCUUGAUGCCGGACUGCAGAUCGAACGCGAUAAAGAGAGGCCAAACGGCAUCAGCUUUAUCCGGCUGCACAUCCCGUGGACAAUACUCAGUCGAGAGGCCGAGCUUCAGAAGAUUAAAGUUGCUGUCAAAAAGAAAUGUGAGCUGCGGAAAAGGGCAGGCAUCGCAGGAAUGUGGGACUCUUUGGCAGCAAUAAUGAACACGCCGUUCCAGCCGGACGUCCCCGAUUUCGACGUCCGGCAAGACCCGCAGACGCAAGCCCGUUUUAAGACGCUCAAACAUCCUUUCAUCAGAGAUAAGCUCCACCUGUAUGACAUCACAUCGACGGAAAAUGUCUUUGAUAAUGCGACACGCAGCAGAAUAGUUGCAGAGAUUAUUUCCCGCACAACCUGCAGACACUCCUGCCAAACCACCGGCAUCAUGUCCUUAGUGGCUCGGGGCGUCUACAUCUCUGCCUUCCCUUUGCAUGACGGCCCGUUUUCCAGAAGAGGAGGUAAAGAUCAGCGAAAUGACAGACAGGUUCUCCAUGAAGAAUGGGCAAACUAUGGAGUCAUGCACAAAUACCAGCCUGUGGACCUGAUCAGGAAGUACUUUGGGGAGCAGAUUGGGUUGUACUUUGCCUGGCUGGGUGUUUACACGCAGCUCCUCAUCCCUCCGUCCGUGCUGGGCAUCAUUGUUUUCCUCUACGGCAUCUUCACCGUGGACACCAAUGUGCCAAGUCAGGAGACGUGCGACGACAACCUGAACAUCACCAUGUGUCCGCUGUGUGACGGAGUAUGCGACUAUUGGCGGCUGAGUUCGGUGUGCUCGCUGGCCAAAGCGUCCUACUUGUUUGACAACGGAACCACCGUUCUCUUUGCCAUCUUCAUGUCUCUAUGGGCUGCUUGCUUCCUGGAGCACUGGAAACGGCGUCAGAUGUGUCUAAAACACACCUGGGAUCUGACCAGCUUGGAGGAUGAGGAGGAGCGAGUCCAGGAAGAGCUGAGGCCCGAAUAUGAAGAAGCGUUACAGGAGAAGAAAGCCAAAAUGAAAGCCAAGUGGACAACGAAGCUGACUCAAAGUGGGGACGGAGUGGACGGAGAGAGGGACCAGAUGCUUUCCCACCAGCUAGAGCCAGAGUCCCUGGAUAUCGAGGAUCACUUGGCAGGUUACCUCAUCAACGUGUCCACACUGCUGCUGCUGGUUUUUGUUACUUUCUCUGCCGUGUUCGGGGUGGCCGUGUAUCGCAUCUGCAUGUUAAGCGUGUGGUCCAUGAACCCCGACCCCGAGGCUAAAGCCAGCGUGAGGAUGACGGUCACCACCACGGGCAUCAUUCUCAACAUGUUAGUGGUGCUGGUGUUGGAGGAAGUCUACGGAGCCAUUGCUGUGUGGCUGACUGAGCUGGAGCUCCCAAAAACGCAGGAAGAGUUUGAGGAGAGGUUGAUCUUCAAGUCUUUCUUUCUCAAAUCCAUGAACGCCUUUGCACCUAUUUUCUAUGUGGCCUUCUUCAAGGGCAGGUUUUCCGGUCGGCCUGGAGACUAUGUUUACGUCUUUAGCGACUACCGCAUGGAGGAGUGUGCGCCUCCAGGCUGCCUCAUCGAGCUUUGCAUCCAACUCAGCAUGAUCAUGCUGGGAAAACAACUUAUUCAAAAUAACGUGUUUGAGGUUCUCAUUCCUAAGUUAAGGAAGAUGUACAGAACCAUACAGGAGCAAAAAGGCAAGCACAGAAGCGCCGAGGACGAGACGGAUGAAGACGAAGAGAAGAGAUCCAAACAGCAGUUCCAUAAAGAUUUCGCCCUGGAGCCCUUUGAGGGCGUGAGUCCGGAAUACAUGGAAAUGAUCAUCCAGUACGGCUUUGUGUCUCUGUUUGUGGCUUCCUUCCCGCUGGCGCCCGCCUUCGCUCUGCUCAACAACGUCAUCGAGAUCCGCCUUGACGCUGCCAAAUUUGUGACCGAGAUCCGGCGGCCGGAUGCUGUUAGGUGUAAAGAUAUAGGAAUAUGGUACAACAUUCUCUGUGGGAUCAGCAAAUUUUCUGUCAUUACCAAUGCGUUCGUCAUCUCCUUCACGUCGGAGUUUGUGCCUCGCAUGGUGUACCAGUACAUUUACAGCGGCAAUGGCACCAUGAACGGCUACACAGAGCACUCCCUCUCCUACUUCAACGUCACCAACUUCCCGCCGGGCACCGCGCCCAACACAACAGUAUCUGUGUGCAGGUAUAAGGACUACAGGGAUCCACCAUGGGCACCGGAUGCUUACACCUUCUCGAAACAGUAUUGGUCUGUUCUGGCUGCAAAACUGCUCUUUGUCAUAUUCUUCCAGAACCUCGCCAUGUUCCUUAGUAUGCUGGUGGCCUGGUUGAUCCCCGACGUGCCGCGGUCACUGCGGGAGCAGUUGAAGAAGGAGAACAUGAUGCUGAUGGAGUUCCUGCUCAAUCAAGACCAGGAGGCCCACGCUACGUCGCUCUCCACCAAAGGCUCCGUCUUCCCCGUCCCUGCCAACAUUGACAUUGUGGUGGAGGCACCGUCAGAGCACUACCAGGUCCAGACGGAGGUGGAAGAGGUCCAGGAGGAGGAGAUGGUGAAGGUGGAGGUUGACGUAGCUGAAGAGGAGCCCAGUCGGACUCGUGAUAGUGACUCAGAUGCCAGCGAUACUUUUGAGGAUGUCCUUGGAACGGGAGAUGAAGAGCGAGGACGUGAGGAACAAGGCGAGGAGAAAGCAGAAAGGUCAGAGGAUGAAGAGGAGGAAGUAAAAGUAAAUGACGGAGGUGAGCAAGAUGAACAGAAGGGCGUACCUCAAGGGGAGAUAAAUGAAAACGCUGCAUGUGAGGAAGACAGUUCCAUUGUGGAUUUGGACGCCCUCAUGAUUCAGUUGGGCCUCGCAGAUGGAGACGCCUCAUCACUCAAAGAUACAGAGAUCCCACAGUCAAGCUUCAAAGAAGAACUUCCAUCCAAAAGAGCUUCCUGCCAGUCACUGAGCAGCCCCAUGGCGGAAUUAGCACCCUCCCACACGGACGCGAGGCUCUUUGCGCCCAUCGCUCCUCCGGGGGCCAAGACCCGCUGCUCCACCCUGCCUUCACGCCGCCAAGGGGCGGAGAUGUGUUACAGCCUGCCGAGACCCAGCAGCCUCUCUCGAUUCCAUCAGCAGGCGUCCCUCGUGCCGCUGGUCUCCCUCCGACCUUCGCCGUCAGCCGAGCCCAAGAGCGAAUCCCCGCGGCAACCCCCCAGCUCCGGCGAACUCUUCUCUCUCAAAGGCCCCCCUCCACCUCAGCAGCCUCGCUCAAGAGACAAAGCCCGGUGCUCCACCCUGCCCUCCAGACAAAGAACCCCCGAAUCGGAAGAGCGCCCUACCAAACCGAGCCAAUCCAUCAGCUUCACAAAGCUGGGAGACCGAGUGGCCCCUUCCCCCAGUGAACUUAAACGCAACACGGCAGUAUGAGAGAAAAAAGAUGGGGUGGGGAUGAGGGGGACAAUCCAGAUUAUUAUCUUGUCUGUGCCUGGAGCCUCACCUGCCCCCUUAUUUCCUAAAUAAGACCCUCCUUAUCUUUUUCAAUUGUUUAUACAACAGAAAGACAAUUCAGAGAUAGCGAUGCUCCGAAAGGCCCCUUGCCGCUCAACACUGGAACUCUUUUUACUCUUCUUGUUGUUUUUUUAUCCCACAGAUGCAGCUCAAAUAGCUUCCCCCUCCUUCUCCACGACGCUCAGCUUUCCCAAUACGUCUAUAGAAGAGCAUGGGAGCUAUACAAUCGGCAGUUACGCUCGUAGAUGAAAUGUUGAUUUAUAGAGGUUUUGAUAUACAAAAGAAGGCAAAAAUGAUAAUAAAAGAACAACAUAUUUUUA
Molecule: messenger RNA, 4777 nt
Organism: Syngnathus acus (greater pipefish)
Lineage: Eukaryota; Metazoa; Chordata; Actinopteri; Syngnathiformes; Syngnathidae
Gene: ano2a
Product: anoctamin-2
Exons: 28
Coding region: 540-4376 (1278 amino acids)
Biological process (GO): chloride transmembrane transport
Cellular component (GO): plasma membrane
Molecular function (GO): protein dimerization activity; chloride channel activity
Source: RefSeq, a predicted model, not a curated record